AUAGAGAUAUAACACGGAAACAAGAUUCAUACUUCUCAACAAUGCUUAUACUGGGACUAUUUCUCCAAGCUGUGUUUUCACGAUCAGAUUCACAAAGCAUUGAGAUUCCUUCUACAGCAAAUACUGUGAACGGAAUGACCGAAUAUAUAUUCUACACUGAAACUCAGUCUUGGAAUACAGCACGAAAAGUAUGCAGCGACAUUGGGGGAUACCUUGCCCGAUUGGACACACCAAGGUUAUUUCAAAUGGCCCAGGAACAAGCAGCCAGUGCUAACAUCUGGCAUAUCAGUUGGAAUCACGCAUGGACAAGCCUACAUUGGCAUGACGAUGUCACUUUGGUCUUUGAUGACAAAGAUUGCAGCGUCUUCAACUCCACAUUCAGUGUCACUGAGGUCUUCAGGGAUGCAAAUAAUGCCAUUUACGACCCGGCCAAAAGAUGCUACAGAGUUCAAAAGAUGACUUUCUUUUAGAGACACACGAUUGUGAAAAUAAGUUGACGUUUAUAUGCGAGCGAAAAUCAGGCGACUGUCCCUACGUCAGUGUGGGGACGAGUGCUGCUGUAGUAACCCAUAGCAACGCCACAUCAGCAACCUGUCAGAAUGUCUGCAAAACCGUGCCCGGAUGCUACAUGGUAGGCAACUACCAAACCAACCUCUGUGUCAUGCUGAGAGUUGGUUCGAACCUGAUGUAUAGGAAAAACUGCUUUUCAGCUUCCCGAAAUGAAAGCGACACAAACGGAUAUGACGAUUCAACCGAUUCAACCCCUAAAAUUCCUAAGGGGUGCACGCCAAAUAAUGUUUCAGGUUCCGAGAACGUUUCUUCUGAGACCAGCGUCGCCUUAGGAAAUUUGUGUCCAUCGAGCGCGGCGAGUUAUGUCUACACCAGCACGAAAACGCUUGAAUGUUCUCCUAACGUCAUCACAGUCUCUCAACCAGUAAGUUACGUCACAGUGACGGACGUAACAUCAAUACAGGCUACAGUGACACAAACCCAAACAGCUACUGAAAUCCUGAGCACUUGCCUUCUUCCUCCAUCAACUCCAUCAUCAGUGAGUCCUUGUAUGGUCAGCACUGAGACUCUCAUCACAGAAUUGACGUCGACGGUGCUUGUGACGUCAGUGGUCGCCUGUCCGAGCGUGAGUCCAGUCCAGCUGACCGUUACGUCUUCUUGCCCUGAACCAACGACGGUUCUUCAAGAACAAACGUCUUGCUCCUGCGCAUCAGCUUUGAUGACGUCAGCAUCCACAAGUGUUAUCUCCCCUGAAUCGGCUUCGUCGAUUUUGUCAUCAGAUCUUCAAUCUGUGGACCCUGGUCCUGUGUUAGAACAGACCACAAUAUGUCGUACAUAUAACCUGACGGAACUUGGUGAAGAAGAACUAUCGGUUCUUCUAGCAUCCAUUGUUGAAGAACUUACAGUUGAAACGAAAAAUCUGUCGAAAACCGUUCGUAAACGGAUAAGUGCUCCAGACUCUAGACCAUCGUCCCAAAGCAUAGGGUAUUCCGCCUUGAGUCUAAUAUUGAUACCAUUUAUACUCGUCAUUUUAAUGGACGUCCCAGCAGUUAAGAAGGAUUUACAGAACACGUUUGUUAAAAUAAAGAACAGCGGCACCCCGUGAAGUCAGCUGCCUGAACACAGGUGACUGAAAUGAUUAACCAAUACGGAACAUAAUUAGAGUUCAGUGUGUAACACAGCUUCAAAAGUGUCUGUGACAGUUAGGUAGCCUAGUGGUUAAAGCGUUUACUUGUCACGCUGUAGACCCGGGUUCGAUUCUCCUCAUGGUUGCAAUGCGUAGAGCCCAUUUCUGGUGCCCCCAGCCGUGAUAUUACGGGAACACUGCUGAAACAUCACUCACUCAAAAGUGUCCAGAACGGACACAAAUGGAAAGGGAUCUAUGCUAGCUUAUUCUGCAAUCCUCCAGCUUACCAGGUUUUAAUUUCAACUAAUGUAACAAAACCAUAUAUCAGUAGGGUAAGGUAUGUGCAUAUACCACUCCCAUUUGACAUAAUUGCAUCACGAAUGAAUCCAUAUUUCAGGCAUACAUGUUUCACCAUACUGAACAGCAAAUGGCAACCGUGUUAACUUUUGAACAUAUUCUUCUGUGUCGGUGUAUGUCUGAACUGCAGACUAAGGAUAUCCUCCACAGGUCUGUCAUGAAACUUUUGAAAAAUGACUAUUAUUUGUGAUGUUUUUUGCUGACGCAAUGAGAAAAACGUUUUGUUGAAUGCAAAAGACACUAUGAUCAUGUUCGUGUUUGAUGUAUUGUGUUCUUGUUUGGCAAACUGUGUUGCUGUUUGUCAUUAUUAUGUUCUUGUUGGAGAUAUUGUGUUCUUGUUUGGCAGAUGAUGUUUAUCUUUGGCAAAUCGUGCUCGUGUUUGUCAUUAUUAUGUUCUUGUUGGACAUAUUGUGUUCUUGUUUGGCAGAUGAUGUUUAUCUUUGGCAAAUCGUGCUCGUGUUUGUCAUUAUUAUGUUCUUGUUGAACAUAUUGCGUUCUUGUUUGGCAGAUGAUGUAUCUUUGGCAUAUUGUGUUUUUCU
Messenger RNA from Haliotis rubra (blacklip abalone), 2532 nucleotides. RefSeq lists its product as uncharacterized. The coding region runs from base 437 to 1615 and encodes 392 amino acids. The transcript is spliced from 6 exons. The record is from RefSeq and is a predicted model, not a curated record. Lineage: Eukaryota; Metazoa; Mollusca; Gastropoda; Lepetellida; Haliotidae.